Symbiodinium sp. CCMP2592 is the source of this 2145-nucleotide messenger RNA. The record is from the annotation of a GenBank genome assembly. NCBI's taxonomy places the organism in Eukaryota, Dinophyceae, Suessiales, Symbiodiniaceae.
AUGGCGGCCUCAUGGCAAGGUCGCCGGCAUGGAGGGUGCCUCCUCUUGUUGGCCUCCACCCUCCUGGUCUUGGCGCACAGACAGCUGGAUUUCCUCUCCGUCUCCAGGCCGCAGCUGUCACCCCGCUCGGCGCCUGUCAACGGCAGAUUCGUGUCAGGGGGUGCCACGGAAGCCCGAGAGCCGAUGGUGGCUCGAGGUGACGGAGAGGUGGUGGAGAAUCCUAUUGCGAUCCCAACGCUGCUCGCGAUUGUAGGAGGCCUGGCAGUGGGCGUUGCUUUGGCCAGGGCUAUCGAAGUUGCUGGAACCGCUUCCCAGGAGCGAGGCAACGUUAGCGAGGGCCUGAAGGCACAGCUGUCUGCGGAUGCAGGUAUGGAGGAUGUCGAGGAUGAUGACUCCGGCGGGCGCUCUGAGCUCCUCGAGAGCAUGAAGAAGGCGCAAGGCAUCAGCGAGGAAGAGGUCACGAAGCUGAAGAAGGCGAAGGUUGAUGAUGACGAUGGCUGGUUUCACGACAGCAGUACAGAGUGGUCCAGAAGAGAUGGCCUUUGCCUCGAAGCUCCGUGGAUGCUCCAGGAGAAGCUGCAGAAGGCCAGAGAGCUUCUAGAGAUUGCGUUCCGUCAGCCCAGCGUGGUGGAUAUCACUGGUGUCAAUUCCAUCAUCUCGGCUCUCGGGCACCUCGAAGAGAUUGGCCAGCGCACGACUCGCAUUAUGCAAGCAGGAUAUGUCAGGUCGCUCUACGAUUCCGCAGGCGAGCUGAUCUACGAGCUGUCAGACAGUGAUCAGUUGGCGGUCCAGGAGUACACCUUGAAGUACAUCUUCGUGCUUGGGGACCUCCUCCCGCUCGUGCUUAUGCAGCCCGAGGAGAUCGCGGACGUUUUCGCGCAGGAAAGGGGUCACCCCCUGCUGCGGCGCCGGCGGAUCCUCUCUACGCUGCGCGUUUCCUGGUGGAAUAUGCUUGUGAAUAACAGCACCUGGGCUGUGCCAUUCUUUGGGGGCCUGGCUGCUGUCGAGAGGGCGUUGCAUGCGGCGCUGCCAGACUACUCCGAGCCCUAUCGGGAUGAACUUCUACAUCAGGCCGCCCAAUCAAAGAGGUCUCAGAAAGUCUUCGGAUCCAGUUUUCGAGUGCAGGGGGAGCCUGUGCUCAGCUUCGCGCUGUCCCGGGAGGAAACAUACCGCAAGGCAUGUUCCUGGCUGGUGGCUGCCGACAGCAAGUCCGCCAUCGAGGUGGCAGAGCGACACUUCCGAACUUUCUACGAGGACUCUUUGAACCGGGUGUUCCAGGCCGCUGCUAGAUGGCCUGUAUUUGCCAUGCUUCACCGCCUUGCGCUGCGGCCCCGGCUAGAGAACGAUGACCAGCUGCUGACAGAGCCAGCGGAGGAGAUGAGCGACGAGAACGGGACUCUGAGCCCACCCAGGAACGAAGCAGCGGGGGACCAAAGGAUGCCCCCCGCCAAAGCGCUGGAGUUCUAUCGGGUGUACCACGUUUUAACUCGACUCUUCGAUGAGAUGGAUGUCCAAUGGUGGGUCAGCCAUGGCACACUGAUUGGAGCAUUGCGCGACGGCGGUCUCAGCCGGCAUGCCGAUGAUUUGGAGGUCGAUGUGCCGGAGAUUGAUGUGGAGAAGAUUCAGGGCUCCCAAAUGCGAGCAGCGCUCGGCCGAAAUGGCCUUGAGCUGAGCUACGAUCCGCGAGGCAGAUGCUUCAAAGUCUGGCCUACCGGAUCUGAGAAGGCAUCGGAGCAUGACGAGGUCCAGCUGAUGGAUCAGACCUGGUGGCUUCCACAACAGCGUGUCGGUACGCCUGCACUCGAUAUCUACGUAGUGCAGACGCCAAGCGAUAGUGGUGGUGAGCGGUACUACAUCUCCAACGACCAGUUCCACUGCAACGUGCGUGUUUGCAAGCGGUAUUGGCUCAACACCGAGCUGACUGCGUUCUAUGAAGUACCUUUUGGCCAAAGUCGCGCGAAGGUACCGAUCGGAUCCGCGGACUACCUGAGUCGUGCCUACGGCGACGACUGGAACAUUACCGUGCGGCCCCACCGCUGGGAAGCGAGACACGGCAAUGGCUUUGAGCCCACCGACGUUAGCCGCCUGAGGCGACGAGCAGCCGAACCCUUCGGCCCGCUGCAAGAGCCGGUUUGGCCGCUGUAA